GGUUACCGGUUCGCAUCUUAUUUAUCGACUUUGAGCCUAAAUUGCCAUCCUUCCAAUUAACUCAAAAGGGCGGUAUUUCCUCUUCCCUGUACUCUCCGUAUCUUCUCUCUAGUUUGCUAAGUUCCUCGUUGCAUUCGUCGAAUACGCAUAUACUAGAUACACAUUUCGCAAAAUCAAGUUUUUGUUGACUUUGCCUCUUUUUCAAUACUCAACAGAAAUCGGAUAUCGGUUUUUGUGGUUUUUUUCGCACAUCCCUCUGCAUCCACAGUCGUGGUUACAUCGCCCCUCAAAACACAUCCUUUCCUGAACCAACACCAUGUCUUCUGAGACUGCCAAUCAAAAAGUUGACCAAAAAGUCAUUGACGAGCUCGAGAGAGUUCUCGUCAACGCCGACAAGAAGACUCAUCUCAGUCUUCGUUACCGUGCUCUUUUCAGCUUGAACGCUUUGGGCAAGAAGGGUGACUCUCGUGCCAUCGACGCCGUCUACAGUGCUUUCGGCGAUGAUUCCGAGCUUUUGAAGCACGAGAUGGCUUACGUUCUUGGCCAAUCCGGUCAGAAGUACGCUGUUGAGCCUCUUACCAAGGUUCUUAACGACCUUAACCAACAAGUUAUGGUUCGUCACGAGGCCGCUGAGGCUUUGGGCGCUUUGGGUUUCCCUGAAGCUCUUCCCGUUUUGCAAAAGUACUACAAGGAGGAUCCUCUCGUCCCCAUCAAGGAGACUUGUGACCUUGCCAUCAACCGUAUUUGCUGGAAGAAUGGUUUGGAGCGCAAGAACGAGGUCAUUUCCACCAGUGAGUAUGACGACGUUAUUGACCCUGCUCCUCCUUUGCCCGAUGCCACUGCUGCCGAUGUCAGUGCUGAGGUGAAGAAGCUUCGUUCCGAGCUCAUUGACCAAAAGCUCCCUCUCUUUUAUCGCUACCGUGUCAUGUUCCGUCUUCGUAACAUUGGUACCGAGGAGGCCGUUGAGGCUCUUACCGAUGGUUUCCAAGAUCCCUCUGCCCUUUUCAAGCACGAGGUCGCUUUUGUUUUCGGCCAAUUGACCUCCCCCAAGGCUAUUCCCUCUUUGGUCAAGGUUCUCGAGGACAAGUCUGAGGCUCCUAUGGUUCGUCACGAGGCUGCCGAGGCUUUGGGUGGUAUCGCUACUGCCGAGUGCAUUCCUGUUUUGGAGAAGUAUGCCAAGGAUGAUGUCCGUGUUGUUGCCGAAUCUUGCAUUGUUGCUCUGGACAUGAUCAAGUAUGAGCAAUCUGGUGAGAUGGAGUAUGCCUACGUUCCCAAGGCCGGUGGAAAGGUCCCACUCGAGAAUGAAGAGUAAACGUAUCACUUUGUUUAAGAGGCGGGGAUUUUAUUCUUCCUAAGGUUAGCCGUUCUCUGUUCUUUUUUUUUGGUUUCUUUUUUUCUCCCUAGACAUACAACUGCGCGUCUGAACAAAAGGUUCAGCAUUUAAUAAGAUUGGUGAAAUGGUGGAAGCUUUGGGUAGUGAACCAUGUAUGUGUAUUCGGUGUUAUUGAUUUGCGUG
This is a messenger RNA of Schizosaccharomyces japonicus yFS275, 1516 nucleotides long. Its product is annotated as deoxyhypusine hydroxylase. The record is from RefSeq and is a predicted model, not a curated record. Gene Ontology annotation, molecular function: deoxyhypusine monooxygenase activity. Gene Ontology annotation, cellular component: nucleus; cytoplasm. NCBI's taxonomy places the organism in Eukaryota, Fungi, Ascomycota, Schizosaccharomycetes, Schizosaccharomycetales, Schizosaccharomycetaceae. The coding region runs from base 317 to 1312 and encodes 331 amino acids. The transcript has a single exon. Gene Ontology annotation, biological process: microtubule cytoskeleton organization; peptidyl-hypusine biosynthetic process.